Molecule: messenger RNA, 1614 nt
Organism: Durio zibethinus
Lineage: Eukaryota; Viridiplantae; Streptophyta; Magnoliopsida; Malvales; Malvaceae
Source: RefSeq, a predicted model, not a curated record
AUGGCAGUGGCCAGUGCGGGUUCGAGCUCAACGGACAGGGGACAAAGGCCUAAAGUGCCGGAGCCUCAGUGCUAUGAGGGGGCGAGGGAUGCUAAGGAACUUGAGAAUUUCCUGUUCGACAUGGAACAAUACUUUCGAGCUGUACACACAAGGGAUGCCAAGUUGUGGUGGCGCUCCAAGUUUGUCGAUGAUGAGUGCUCGAUUAAGACUUGGACGGAUCUGAAGCGUGAACUGAAAAACCAGUUUUUUUCGGAGAAUGUGGAUUAUAUGGCUCGAAAGAGACUUCGAGAGUUGGUGCAAACCGGAACGGUGCGAGAGUUCGUGAGGAACUUUUCUACCCUGAUGCUGGAUAUUAGGGACAUGUCCGAAAAGGACAAGUUAUUCCAUUUUAUCGAGGGCCUCAAGCCGUGGGCGAGGACAGAGCUACAGAGGCAAAGAGUGCAAGAUGUGACGACGGCCAUGGCUGCAGCGGAACGUCUUCAUGAUUUUAAUGAUGGUUCGUUAAAAUGGAAGAACCCUCCACCAACUGGCAGUAGCUCUAAUCUUGGGACUCUCCCUGAUAUUGGAAAGCCUUUUGAAGUCCAGACAGAUGCAUCAGAUUUUGCUAUUGGAGGUGUGCUUUUACAACAACAUCACCCGGUAGCAUUCGAAAGUAGGAAGCUGAGUGAAGCUGAAAGGAAAUACACAGCCCAGGAGAAAAAGCUCCUUGCGGUGAUUCAUUGCUUGAGGACUUGGCGGCAUUACUUGUUGGGUGCGCACUUUGUCGUGAAGACAGACAACACAGCCGUUAGCCACUUCCUCACCCAACCAAGACUCACGGCGAAACAAGCUAGGCGGCCAGAGUUAGCGGCCCUCAGAAGAAUGGCCCCAAUGGUGGCUAGCAGAGCCACUACAGACAUCCAUAAGUUGAUUGGAGAUCAUUUAGGGAAAGACCCGCUAGCCUGUGCCAUUUUGAAGCUAGUGGAAGAAGGGAAGUCCAAACAUUUCUGGAAAGAAAAUGGGGUCUUGUGGACCAAGGGACCUCGAGUCUUUGUGCCAAGAGCAGGAGGUCUGAGACAGAUGCUGAUGAGGGAGUGUCAUGACACCCCAUGGGCGGGACAUCCGGGCUGGCAGCGCACGUUGGCGUUAUUGAAACAAGGAUAUUAUUGGCCUCAAAUGCGACAAGAUGUUGGCAAUCUUGGAGCUAUCUUGGUGGUGAUUGAUCGGUUCUCUAAGUAUGCCACAUUCAUUCCUGCUCUCAAGUACUGUACAGCGGAGGACACAGCUCGACUAUUGUUCAAACAUGUGGUCAAGUAUUGGGGCCUCCCCCAAAACAUCGUCAGCGAUAGAAAUCCUAAAUUCACGGGAGCGGUUCAAUGGAUUGUUAGAGGAAUACUUGAGGCAUUUUGUCCACGCCAACCAAAAGAACUGGCCCUCAUUAUUGGACGUUGCUCAACUCUGUUCUUGAGAAAGAGAGAUCGUAGAUUGGUGCGCAAGUACGAAGGUCCAGUAAGGGUCCUUUCCAAGGUGGGGAAUGCUUCCUACAAAAUCGACCCUCCAAAGUGGAUGAAGUUUAUAACAUAUGUCUAUACCAUUAACAGUAAGUCAAGCAUGAGACGCACCAUUACUCUUUGA